Messenger RNA from Juglans microcarpa x Juglans regia, 1756 nucleotides. RefSeq names its product fatty acyl-CoA reductase 3-like. Gene Ontology annotation, biological process: suberin biosynthetic process; long-chain fatty-acyl-CoA metabolic process. The record is from RefSeq and is a predicted model, not a curated record. The coding region runs from base 64 to 1554 and encodes 496 amino acids. Gene Ontology annotation, cellular component: intracellular membrane-bounded organelle. The transcript is spliced from 10 exons. Gene Ontology annotation, molecular function: alcohol-forming very long-chain fatty acyl-CoA reductase (NADP+) activity. Lineage: Eukaryota; Viridiplantae; Streptophyta; Magnoliopsida; Fagales; Juglandaceae.
CUUCUUCUUCUUCUUCUUCUCUCAGCUCUCUCUCUCUCUCUCUCUCUCUGAUAUUUCUUCACCAUGGAGUUGGGAAGUAUAGUACAGCUCCUUGAGGACAAGGCCAUUUUAGUCACUGGUGCCACUGGUUUUCUGGCAAAAAUUUUUGUGGAGAAAAUACUGAGAGUUCAACCAAACGUGAAGAAACUCUAUCUUCUUCUAAGAGCUGCAGAUGACAAGUCAGCCACACAACGUCUGCAUGAUGAGAUGAUAGGGAAGGACUUGUUCAGAGUGUUGAGGGAAAAAUGGGGUACAAAUAUGGAUUCCCUCAUCUCUGAAAAAGUAGUUGUGGUUCCUGGUGACCUCUCUCUCGAGGACUUGGGCUUGAACAACUCCUUUCUGAGGGACCAAAUAUGCAACCAAAUCGAUUUUAUUGUCAAUUUAGCUGCAACUACUAAGUUUGAUGAAAGAUAUGAUGUUGCACUAGGUAUCAAUACAUUGGGAGCUAAGCAUGCUUUAAGCUUUGCAAAAAAAUGUGUUAGACUAAAGGUUCUUGUCCACGUGUCCACGGCAUAUGUAUGUGGGGAGAAAGGAGGACUGAUUCUAGAAACCCCCUAUCACUUUGGUGAAACACUGAAUGGGACUCCAGGAUUAGACAUCUACGCUGAGAAAAAACUGGUGGAGGAAAAGUUGAAUGGCUUUCGAGCUGAGGGAGCUACAGAAGAAGAAAUUACAUUGGCCAUGAAGGAUUUGGGUAUUGAAAGGGCAAAGAGAUAUGGAUGGCCAAACACAUAUGUAUUUACGAAGGCAAUGGGAGAGAUGCUCAUCGGGCACCUAAAAGAAAAUCUAUCAGUGGUAAUCAUUCGCCCCACUAUCGUAACCAGUACUUUAAAAGAACCUUUCCCUGGUUGGAUUGAAGGUGUCAGGACCAUUGACAGUCUAGUUGUUGGUUAUGGUAAAGGAAAACUACCAUUCUUCCUUGGAGAUCUUAAGACAAUUCUUGACUUGAUGCCGGCUGACUUGGUGGUCAAUGCUAUGAUCGUGGCCAUGGUGGCUCAUGCAAAUCAACCAGCUUAUGAUGAUCAUCAUAUGAUUUAUCAAGUGGGGUCUUCAAUGAUGAGCACUCCUUUGAGAAUCGAAAAGCUCCAAGAUGUUGCCUUUCGUUACUUCUCUAAAAAAACAUGGAUUAAUAGGGAAGGUAAAGCCGUCAAGGUUGGCAAGCUUUUGAUGUUGAGCGACAUGGAUAGUUUCCACAGAUAUCUGGCCAUACGUUAUUUGCUGCCUUUGAAGGGACUUGAAUUGGUGAAUGCAGCACUUUGCCAAUAUUUCAAGAUCAUGCAUCUUGAUCUUAGAAGAAAGAUUAACUUUGUGAUGCGAUUGGUGGAACUAUACAAGCCUUACUUGUUCUUCAAGGGCGUAUUUGAUGACAUGACUACAGAGAAGCUGCGCCUAAUGGUAAGAGAUCAGAGUGGUGCAGAGGCAGAUAUGUUUUAUUUUGAUCCCAAGUGCAUCGAUUGGGAUGAUUACUUUUUGAAUGUCCAUCUUCCUGGUAUCGUGAAAUACAUUUUCAAUUGAUACACACAAGUGAUUUAUAGUGUUCGGUUUCCAAAGUUUGCAUUUAGAUUCUAGUUUGUGACUAGAGCAAUGUCGUUCGUUCAUGUUGUGUAUUAUUUGAGUAAUAUGGUCUUAUUGUUAUUGAAGUUAAAUUUCAAGAACUUUAAGUGUGUCAGACGAUGGAUGAUAUGUUAUGUAUUUUCUAAAGGAAUGUGAUGUGUUU